Botrytis fragariae is the source of this 1227-nucleotide messenger RNA. RefSeq lists its product as uncharacterized. Bases 1 to 1227 code for a protein of 408 amino acids. Lineage: Eukaryota; Fungi; Ascomycota; Leotiomycetes; Helotiales; Sclerotiniaceae. The record is from RefSeq and is a predicted model, not a curated record. The transcript is spliced from 3 exons.
AUGAAGCUGUUAUAUGCAGUAACAGCUCUCUGCCUUUUGGCUAGCGAACGACUAGUUGAAGCUAUAGCCACACACAAUGAUAAUACCGCACAGUUCUGCUUUACAAGAUAUAGCUCCGAGAGCGUAUCUUCUAUUCCGACUACAACACAUACAUUCAAAAUUCCAUCAUAUACUAUUUCUACAUAUUAUCCUAGAGAUUUGAUAACAGUCACGCCCUCACCGACAGUAACCACAACUACUUCUUUUUUCGUGGCCACGUCUACGCAAAUUGGAGGAGCUACCCAAACUGUCACAAGCAACAUCUUUUCUACGGGCACGGUCAUUCAGACAACAACCUUGUUUGAAACAACUGAAAUUGGUUCCGCUGUCACUAUAACAGCCGCACAAUCAACUUUGACUGUCCCCACGUCUUCUGGAUUUCUUCCUCUGGCGAACGACCCUUAUGUUAUAGCCAAUGGAGGGGCUGGAGGGGUCAAAAAGAAGCGCAGAGAUAUCAGCAUCCACUCAAAGCCAACCGGCUCCAACAGCCGCCGCUAUCCCUACCAUCAUCCCCACCAAGCUGCUAACUCAGAGGUGGUUGAUUCUUCAACUUCCGAUCCUAGGGAUUCCGAUAUUGAGGCCAAGCCAAAGAGGUGGUGUACCACAACUUUGCCUCCGGAAGUCGCAACUUCCGUCAUACUAUCAACGACAACACAAGUCAUUACAUCGGCACCAUCUACCACCACAACAGUUGUUCAAAUAGAAAAUGUAACCUCAAUAAGCACCGAGAAGGAUUUGAUCACUCACAGUUCUCCAACUACAACAACCACGUUCCCACCGCAGGCUACACUAUAUGAUAUGUGUCAGGAGAACAACAUAGUAGCAACCGUGGGAGGGGCUACCAUCGACUACUCUCUGCCUAGUUAUGGCCCAUCCAGCCUUCAACUUCACUGGACAUAUAUAGCAGAUCCCUAUGUGAAACCAUAUAACUGCUGUGCUAUAUGUGCACAGUCAUCUACAUGUGUUGGAUAUUACUACAACAUAGAUACAACUGCCAAUCCUGGUCCUGCUGUGACUUGCUUCACUCACGAAGCGACGGAUGGUGUUUGUGAUCCUUCUGGAAUUCGCUAUGUCUUCCGCGCAGAUCCUAAGCGCAAAACUCUAUCUCCCGAUGUAGUAGGAAAUGGAAAUUGCGGCAAAGGACAACUUGAUACUGGGGCUAGACCGACCCUGGAUGGUAAACUUUGA